Messenger RNA from Diaporthe citri, 3387 nucleotides. RefSeq lists its product as uncharacterized. Gene Ontology annotation, cellular component: cell cortex. The record is from RefSeq and is a predicted model, not a curated record. Lineage: Eukaryota; Fungi; Ascomycota; Sordariomycetes; Diaporthales; Diaporthaceae. Gene Ontology annotation, molecular function: protein serine/threonine kinase activity; ATP binding. The transcript has 4 exons. Gene Ontology annotation, biological process: protein phosphorylation; intracellular signal transduction. Bases 1 to 3387 code for a protein of 1128 amino acids.
AUGUCGUCGGCUGCAUUGCAAUCCGCGCCUAAUCAGACAGCUACCUCCGUCACCAUCAACUCACCGCCCUUGGUUGCCGCCUCGCCUGGCAGCCGCCACCAACACCCACAGCAGCAGCAACAACAGCAACAACAACAGUUCCAGCAAUCGAACCCCUCGCCUGCUCGCGACCCAUAUUAUGCGACCGCGCAGAACAGCACAUCCUCACCUUCGGCUUCCAAACGGCCGACUAGGAAACACAGCGGAAACGGCAGCGGCAAGGGAGACGUACCGUCCCAAAGCAACUCCCCAAUGAGUUCACGCGCGGCUCUCGCGUCCCCCAUCCCCGUCGACCCCUCCGACCAGUACCAGCAAUCCUCCUCCGACCGCCGCAAGAUGCCCGCCACCACGGUGCCACCUCGCACCUCAUCCCAGCAGACUGCCGGCGGCUCCAGCGGCGCCUCGACGUCGAGGAGAUCUGCAGCACAGGGUGCCGAUCGAUCGGCGUCGCAGCGGCACGCAGGGAACGACGUGAACGGCCAGGCGAGCGCGAGCCAGGCUUAUCAGGAUGAAGCCGCCGUUCACAGGUCUCGGAGCCGGAAGUCGGCACACACGGGUCCGGAGCAAUCGCACAAGACGAGCAGCAGCGGCAGCCACAGAGACUCCCGGGCGGCAAGUGGCUCGACCUCACUACCUAUCAGGUCGCAACAGACCUCAUCAUCCACACCCCAGGGGCCUUCCAGGGAAGCAAGCGAAAUCCUGAACAGCAUGCUGGUCUCACAGCCCGAGGUGGACAUUGAGCGAUCGCGCGCGCGCGAGGCGCUGGCACAACCGCACCCCACCGAGAACCUCGACGAUGACACGGCCUCACAACAAGUAGUUGCAAGCGCCGAACAGCACGGCGAGGAGACACGGCGUGGUGGUCGGAGCAGGCAUGACUUCAGUAAACGCGAGAAGCAUACCAAGUUCGGCGAGUACAUACUAGGCAACACCAUCGGUGAAGGCGAGUUCGGAAAGGUCAAGCUUGGUUGGAAACAAGAAGGUGGCAUCCAGGUCGCCAUCAAGCUUAUCAAGAAGGACCAGCUGGGGAGCAACCCAUCCCGAAUGGCCAAGAUCAUGCGUGAGGUCGCCAUCCUGAAGCAACUGACACACCCGAACAUUGUCCGAUUACACAAGAUGGAAGAGUCUGAGAGGCAUUUCGGCAUCAUCCUGGAGUAUGCUUCAGGCGGUGAGCUGUUCGACUACAUUCUGAACCACCGGUACCUCAAGGACAACGCUGCCCGACGUCUUUUCGCGCAACUUGUUUCCGGCGUGGGUUACCUGCACAAGAAGGGCAUCGUGCACAGAGACUUGAAACUGGAAAACCUGCUGCUGGACCGUAAUCGCAACAUCAUCAUCACCGACUUUGGCUUCGCGAACACGUUUGACCCGAUCGAAGAGUUGUCAGAAGAAGAGGAAAACAAUCUAAGCGACCGAGAAUUUGUCAAGCGCAUGGGCUUAAAUCAGCUGAAGCCCAACGGAAUGAGGAAGGGUGAUCUCAUGCAGACGAGUUGUGGAAGCCCGUGCUAUGCUGCGCCUGAAUUGGUCGUUAGCGACUCCUUGUACACUGGUCGAAAAGUUGACGUCUGGAGCUGUGGGGUUAUUCUGUAUGCCAUGUUGGCAGGCUAUCUACCUUUCGACGACGAUCCCGCAAACCCAGAAGGCGACAACAUUAACCUGCUCUACAAAUAUAUAGUCAACACCCCGCUUACCUUCCCCGAAUAUGUCACUCCUCACGCACGAGACCUGCUGCGGAGAAUACUGGUCCCGAAUCCUCGGAAACGUGCCGAUCUGUUCGAAGUGGCCCGCCACAGCUGGCUCAGCGAGUACGCCCAUGUGGUCGAAUUCAUCACGAGUAGCACCACCACUCCCGGAGAGAUCCAGAACACGACUGUGCCCGCUGAAGACGAGACGCCAAUGGUCGCCCGCAGCGCAUCUGUCCGAGAAGCGCACAAGAAGAACACGGUUGGACCAUCGAUUGGCGGCCUGACCAGCAAGCAAGGCACUGUUGACCCAGAUACCGAGGCCGCGAAUUCUGCUCGCCAACAGAGAGACAACAAGCGAAGGACGGUACAGGUUGAAUAUGUUGCGCCCAACACCCAGACACAGCGUGGCGAGCAGGCGAGCGCGCAAGGCUCAUCAUCGAAGACUAGAGCCCGGUCAGGCAGUCAGGGCCCUGUUGAGGUUCAGUCGUCCUCCGCAAACGAGAAGCCACUGCCCCGCGAUCCGCCUGUGACAAGGGAGUCAUAUGGUCCGCCGCAAAUGUCCUCGAGGAGGCCUCCGAGCGCACAUCUCAACAACCAGAACCUGGUGCAACCGUCGAGACCGAGCCGUGAAGCCAUCCGGGCAGCUUCUGACGGUCGACCAGCCUACCCGGAACCUUCCUCCAACGAGGACCAGGGCUCGGACUACGGUAGGCCAAGCGUCAACACGCCGUCCAAACUCUCCAGAGUCAGUGGCUACACCGGGGAGGCCGAUAGCACCGACUCCAGGGGCCACAGGCGAUCGAACACGAUCGGUGAUAUCGGCAACAAGAUCUUCGGCCGAAGCGGGUCUGUGUUCGGUAGUAGGAGUAACCGCAAGAGCCAGCUUUCUUCCGGAGAGAAGUCCAAGAAGUACCCUCCGGUCAGCAUGACCCAGCCUAUCUCCGACGAUGGUCCCAUUCCGUCGAUGGACUCGAAGCGUUCCCGCCGCUCUUUCUCACUCGGUCUUGGAAAGAAGAAAUCCGGAAGCAUGAACGGGUCACAGACGUCAUUGGACAAGCAGGCAAACAGGCGGUUCUCAUUGCUUCCCAGCUCGUUUUCCCUCAAGGCUAUUGGGCUCGGUAAGGAGUACGAGCAAGAGCCCCGUGACUCGCAGCGGAGCCUGCCGAUGCAGGAACCGCCACAGGUUGACGACCAUGGCCGCUAUGUGGAACAGCCCGGGGCGCCCGAAGCUGCCGACAUAGACGGAAUGUAUGCUCAACUGCAGGGUUCUCAACAAUCUCAUCGUCGGGAGCCGAGCCAGGGUCAGCGGCAAAACAGGAACAGCUCGAACCCCUACCAGAGCAGGCGGCAGGGUGGUAUCCCGUCGCACAUGCAACAAGGCGCGGUCCUGAAUAGCGCUUCAGAUUCGUCCAUCGAGAAUGCACAGCGACCGACGAACCAGACGAGCUAUCCCGAAGAGCAGCAAGGCAAGGACAACAGGAGAGCCCCCAGCCGGGGAACCCGCGGCAUGCUGCAAAAGAACAAGCGAUUCGUCGACGCCUACGACAAGGACGAAUACUCACGACACGGUGGCCACGACCAUGCUGGUAGUAGUGGUGCCGCGAGGCGAGUCAUGGAUUUCUUCCGCAGGAGAGGGAAGGACAGAGGCGGCGAUGAGCGAUGA